GCCUAAGACGUCUUUCGAUAAAUGGUAUAGCAAUGGCAACAUAGCGAUCGAUCAUAGAGUAAUAUCCAACUCUAUGAAAGUUUCUUUUUCUUGAUUCCGGUUGUUGUGUGAGUUGAAAAUUGUUUUGAUACUUUGACAUUCGACAGAACAUAAAUGGCUCCACCACAGCCCAAGGCGGCGGCUAAGCCUGCCGCAGUGCCCGCGGGCGGAGUUAAGAAGGCCAAAGUCGGUAAACCAAGGAACUAUGACUUGGGUAACGGAGUCGUACGCUUCUCCAAGGCAAAGAUGUUUCACAAAAAGGCCAAGUACAAGUUUGUUGGCAAGAAGAAUCCUAAGGCAGAGAAACCCAAGAAGCCCACUGUAGCAGUGAAGCAGAUUGGUGGUGAGAAAAAUGGAGGUACUCGUACUGUGCUUCUGCGUCGCAGAAAAUCUUUCUAUCCCACACAAGACAAAAUCGUGAAGCGAUCUCACCAUUUAACAUUCAGUAAACAUGUACGCCGUACUCGCCCCAAUUUGACACCUGGUACUGUCUGCAUCCUGCUUGCGGGAAGACACGCCGGCAAGCGAGUAGUGCUUGUAGCUGUUCUGUCUAGUGGACUACUACUUGUCACUGGACCUUUUGCUUUCAACUCAUGCCCUCUGAGGAGAAUCCCACAACGUUAUGUGAUUGGCACGUCUACAAAGAUAGACUUGGGUGACUUCAAGCUGCCCGCGCACCUUGAUGAUGCUUACUUCAAGAAGAACAAGAAGAGCACCAAGCGCAGCGUCAAAAGGAAGCAGGGAGAAGAUAUCUUUGCUACAAAGAAAGAGAAAUACGUUCCAUCUGAACAACGCAAAGCUGACCAGAAGUUGGUAGACGAGGCGGUAGUGAAGGCGAUCGGCGCGCGCACUGACAAGAAGCAGCUGCGUGGGUACCUCAAGGCAGCGUUCGGUCUACGCUCCAGCCAAUACCCGCACAGGCUACGUUUCUAACUUUAACAAUACGCCAAUAAACAUCUAAAACUCU
This is a messenger RNA of Diatraea saccharalis (sugarcane borer), 1006 nucleotides long. NCBI's taxonomy places the organism in Eukaryota, Metazoa, Arthropoda, Insecta, Lepidoptera, Crambidae. The record is from the annotation of a GenBank genome assembly.